AGCGAGCGUGCCCGGAAGUCCUCCAGGCUGGCGUGCAGCGCGCUUUGCGAAGCUCUUUCCAAAAGGAAGGAGAGGACUACCAGAUUUUGCAAAAGGGCCACUUAAGUAUUGUCACUUUUUAAACUACAUAGAACAUUUGCCAAGGCCCUUGAGGUUUGCUGUGGCCUUAGAGAAGGAGCUGGGGUUCCAAGGCAGCAGCACUAGUGGUGGUUGCUCUGCGCGGAAAUGCAGACCGGGAAGGCCCAGCUGAAGAAGUGCAUCUGUGACUUGUGCUCCUGUGGGCGACAUCACUGUCCACACCUUCCUACUAAGAUUUAUGAUAAAACAGAGAGGCCGUGUCUUCUCUCCGAAUAUACCGAGAACUUCCCUCUCUAUCACUCUUACCUGCCCAGAGACUCCUUCAAGCCCAAGAUGGAGUACAAGAAAGGGUCCAUACCGAUGGAAGGCCUGACCACAUCAAGGAGAGACUUUAGGCCUCACAAAGUUGUACCACUGAAGACCUACCAUCCUGGCCAGUUUGUCCCAAGUGAAGAGAAUAUGGAUCUGAUCACAACAUACAAACAAGAUUAUAACCCCUACCCAGUCUGUCGAGUGGACCCUAUCAAACCUCGGGACAAUAGACGUCCAUGUGGGGACAGGAUGGAGUCCCUACCAACUUACAAAGCUGACUAUUUACCUUGGAACCAACCAAGACGAGAAAUAAUUCGUCCAGAUUACCGCUACCGACCAGAGACCACCAGAUUUGAGAAUAGAACCACACAUCAGGAUGACUACUCCAUGAAAGGCAUGGUGAACACCAGGAGCUGUAAGCCUCCUGCUAUGCCCAAGCUCUGUAACAUACCCCUGGAGGAUCUCACUAACUACAAGAUGAACUAUGUGGCCCACCCCUUAGAGAAGCGCUUUGUCCACGAACCAGCCAAAUUUAGACCUUGUGAAAUUCCCUUUGAGAGCCUCACCACCCAGAGAGAUGCCUUUCAGGGCCUGAAGGGGGAACCAGCCAAGAACUUAAAACCUCCAGGCAAGGUCUGUGCAGUAGAUACGCCUUUCGCUAAUACCACUGAGUUUCGAGAUAAGUACCAAGCUUGGCCAACACCCCAGAUAUUCUCCAGAGCUCCUGUUGCCUAUGUCCCUCCUGAAGAAAAGAUGGACCUUCUGACAACUGUACAGUCCCAUUACACAUACCCUAAUGGUGCCCCAGCUCAGUCCUGCCGACCAGUGUUCUCGCUCAAGAAGUCUGGCCACUUUGAAAGUUCAACUACUACCAAGGAUGACUACAAGCAGUGGACUAACAAGCGCAAUGAGCCAGUCAAGCCUAUUCCGCAGCUGAACUUGCCCACAGAGCCUUUGGACUGCCUGACCACUACACGGGCCCACUAUGUACCCCACCCACCCACCAACACCAAAAGCUGUAAGCCCUCUUGGUCUGUUCCUAGAGGAAAUAUUCCUGUGGAGAGCAAGACCACAUACACCAUUAGCUUUACCCCCAAGGACAUGGGCAGAUGCCUGGCUUCAUACCCAGAGCCUCCUGGCUACAUCUUUGAGGAAAUAGAUCCUUCAGGACACAGGAUAUACAGGCCGGUCUCCCAGAGAGGCUCCUGGGAGAAUGGCCAUCUUUCUGGAGGUGAUUCGAAAAAUCCCAAACAGCCGGAGUUGACAGUGCCAGCCUGAGUUUGGAAAAUUGUUUAGAAAUUGCAUAAUACUAUUAAAAGUGGACGAUUGAGUUAUUCAUUGGACAAAAAAAAAAAAUCCCCAAAAUGAAAAAAAAAAAGUUCAUCAUUUCCAGGACACUUGAAUAAAAUAAGAAUAACUUGA
Molecule: messenger RNA, 1812 nt
Organism: Erinaceus europaeus (western European hedgehog)
Lineage: Eukaryota; Metazoa; Chordata; Mammalia; Eulipotyphla; Erinaceidae
Gene: SAXO1
Product: stabilizer of axonemal microtubules 1
Exons: 4
Coding region: 226-1668 (480 amino acids)
Biological process (GO): microtubule anchoring
Cellular component (GO): axonemal microtubule; ciliary basal body; sperm flagellum
Molecular function (GO): microtubule binding
Source: RefSeq, a predicted model, not a curated record